AUGCCGCCUCCUCCAGAUCCUUGGGACCCCCAUGUCCCCUCCCUUCCAGAAGAUGCCGAACCGUCUCGGCAUGCCAACACUCUUGAUCCUGACGACCCUGAGGCUUCACACUUUCUCGACAAUCUCGACAUAUCUGCUUUUGGGCCGUGCGACUUUAAUUUCUCGUCUCUCAUGGAUCUUGAUCAGGUUACCGAUCCCUCUUUACCAGAGAUUCCGGAGUUGAACAUGACCGACAUGUUCACGAUGCCCAUCGGAGAUUUCACUGUGGCUGAUCUUCCCGUUCUUGAGGCCAGCGACUUCCAAGCCCCCACAACGUUUGGUCCCGAGUCGACCCUGGUCUCCGACCAUUCCUGGCUUCACGAUGCCCCCGGCUCAACCGAGUUCGGGUUUCCGGCGAUUGAAGCACCUGCCAGUUUCCCUGAGCCCUCCAAUGUCACGAACUUCUUGUCGCCUUCGCUUGAUUCCAAUAACCUGGGACUGCCAGAGAACUGCCACAACUGGAGACACGAUGGAAAUACCAGCCAGCUCCCAAGAGACUUCAGGAAGCCGAGCCCAGACAGGAUAAGGGAGGCCGAGAAGCAACUUCUUCGGGAAUACCCCUCAGGCACUGCCGUUGACUUCCUCUGGGGCACCGAGAGACCUGACAGAUUCCACUGGGUAUAUACACUGGCAUUCUUUUGUAGCGGCAAAAGAUCUUCCAACCCUCAUGAGGAGGAGGCCACCAAACCGAUCCGUUCGUGGCCCCAACCUGAACACAGCCCCGAUGACAUAUUAAUGUGGUUCUACUGUCGAUAUGCGGAGUUAUGUCUUUUCAACUACCUUCAGGAGAAAGCCAACAAUCCCAGAAAAGCCACUGAAGACCAGAAAAUGUUCAUCUACAGCGCAUUCUUCAUUUUGAAACACAGUAUAUCCCAAGGACGCCUAGACCCUCUUGGAACGAGCCUCAGCGGCCAUGAUAUGCAGCGCGAGAUACAAGACCACUUGGAUCGGCAAACACGCGUCCGAACUGCGCUAUGGAUCUUUGCGUCUGUUUUUAUCUCAAAGCUCCCGGCUUAUACAGACUUCUGGAAUCACCUGCCCCAACAAGUAGACUUCUUCAGGCGUGGCCCUAGAAAGAAUAUGCGGAAAAGUCUGGCAGACCUCGAUACGGAUCUGCUUCUGUCCUCAGAUGAUACCUUCAGUCGCAAGAGAAAGCUUUUGAGACAUCUCUUCUCCGGUACCCUGCGAGAAACCUCCGGACAAGACGACUCUCGCUUCUUGUGGAGAGAUAUGCGAUCCACCACUCCGCAGGGCAUUGCUGAGCUUGAGCACAUUAGUGCCAGUCCGCUCGGUGAUUUGGCCGACAGAGCUAGGCUCUAUGAACAACAUGAGGCCGAACGAGUCAUGAUCCCCAAAACGAGGGAGCAACGAAAUGAAGCUGCACACCGCUUCUUUGGUGGCCUUUUGUCGAUGACCGAGUCGCCAGUCAUUCAAAAUGAGGCAUCAUUUUACCAGCCCGAUGGAUCUGCUCGUCCUUCUUCCCUCUGUUUCAUGGUUUUGUUUUCCAUUUUCAUACACCGCAUCCCGGGACGCUGCGCCUAUCAUGCUGGGAAAUACGCGGAGCUGCCAGCAGCUGGGUGGAACAAUAUGAACUUUCAACUCUGUGAAGUUCAUAAAGUACAAAGCGGUCUCGACGGAGCAGAGGAGUGUAUCAAGAGGUCGCACCGCUGGUUGAACCUGGCCAGCCUACUCGGGGACGGAGCCUACUUGAUGGGAGGGACUAGGAAGGUCGAUCGGCAUCCCUUCCUCGACGUUGAAUACGUCAUAGACCAUGGCACCGAGGGUGAUUUCUCGCGACUAAGAAGGCUCUUAUCACGCAAUGGUUCUUGGAUUAGGGCAAUUUGCGUUGAACUAAACGGCCUUGCCCAAGCACUCAUCCAGAUUUCCGAUACCGACCAGCUGGCCAAGGUGCGGCCUUUCCAACGCCUACUUUAUCGGAAAUGCCGCAGCGCAUUUGCAGAAAUUGUCUCGUCUGAGGGAGGGGCUAAGCUCACCCUUUUGCAGCAGCUGGGUCUGGAACAUAUGAAGAGAACUCUACUUGAUCUCCUCCCCCCUUCCUCAGAGGUAGAAGAAGGCCGCAGGUGGGUUCGAAACACUUUCAAGCUUGCCAUCUUGGAGGCUAUCGAGGACAUAUCUAGAGGGAAAGAAGAAGCACCUCCGGAAUCUCAUAUAGUGGCAUGGAUCUGCUAUCCGGGGCCAAAUCCAACACCCAUCUACCCUAAGCCCGAAAGUGCGAAUAUGUCUCCAUCAUCGCGUGCUCGCCACUGGUGGCGUGCAAGUAUUUCAAAGAACGGACUGCAGGUUUUGCAAGCAGCUCUUGGACUAUCAGAAUCGGACCAACCGUCGCCUAUCAUUGUGGCAAUCGACUUUGAGCAGACUAACAACUUGAAGAAUGGUUUUGUUGAGAGUCAGGACUCCCAGUUGGGUAUCGCCGCAUUCGACACCAAAUUUUUGUCCCGGCCUAUUCAGGAUGAAGAGGACCUAAUCACGACUGAAAACUACAUCACAGGGUCAGAGUCUUAUGUCAAAAAGGCUUCCAAUAGGUUUGCCUUUGGGGAGUCGACGACAAUACAACCGACUGAACUGUGCGUCAAAUCGACAGAGCGCUACCUGAAGACCGGUCAAUAA
Molecule: messenger RNA, 2667 nt
Organism: Fusarium falciforme
Lineage: Eukaryota; Fungi; Ascomycota; Sordariomycetes; Hypocreales; Nectriaceae
Exons: 6
Coding region: 1-2667 (888 amino acids)
Source: RefSeq, a predicted model, not a curated record